This is a messenger RNA of Symbiodinium pilosum, 1518 nucleotides long. The record is from the annotation of a GenBank genome assembly. Lineage: Eukaryota; Dinophyceae; Suessiales; Symbiodiniaceae.
AUGAGCUUCGCCUUGCUCAUUCUUAAGAUUGCAUUGCUGUUGAGCUGCAUUUUCCAAAUCCAAAGCCAGGCUGACAAAGCCAUCCAGCAGCUAGGGCGCGUGCAUCGCAGCAACCAGCGGGUCCCGCCCCGCUUUGCAUUCGUGGUGACCCAGCUGGGUGGAGAGGUGCGCUUUGUCUCCACCGUGGCACGACGAUUGCGGAUUCUGGGAGCCAUGAUGCGAGGAGAUCGCAAUUCUGCACACGGGGCUGUCAGCAGUCUGGCCAGUUUCGACCUGCAAAACAGAUAUGGGCGGCUUGCCCUUGCCCGCUUUUUCGAGCUCCUGCGGACUGGCCAGCAGCCCGAGGUGACGUUCUCUUGCUUGGCGCGCGGCCGACAGAAGAAGCAGGGCUGGCCCGAGUUCAGGAAGGCUGCAGAGAAGGCUCUUGACUUGAUUGGCCUUCGACCCGACACGGAAGACAAGUACGAGGAGUCCCUGUCAGAGUCCAAGAGCCUCAAUGUCUUCCUGAACAGGUUGCUCAUGCUAGAGCCGACGAUGCAGAAUGCUCUGUUUGAUGCAGUCGCAGAGCUUUACACGCACCUUGUCAGCCGGUGCUUGACCGAUGUGGAGGGCGCGCUGAAGAAGUGGAAGGGUUCUACUGGUGCCGCCAAGUGCCAGGGCCCUGCAUCACGCUCCAGCUCUAGUUCUCCUGUGCUGGCCGUUGCACGCCCAUUGAUCCGCAGCGCGCGGGUAGGCGCCUUGGGCGUGUCAGAGGACGAGGACGAGAGCGAAACUGAGCUGGAGCUGCACUGGCCACAGCCUCCAGCUGGCACUUCAGAACAGCGGGUGUCUGCUUCUACAUUGCGCCGAAGCGAGAAAUUCCGCAAGGCCAAGGCCAACGAGCUUUCGAGGGUUCAGGCUGCUUGGAAGGCUGCACGCAGCGGCUCUCAGCAUUGGCAUGAGGAGCACAUACUUACGGGAUCAAUUCUGAGCACCUGGGCAGUGCUUGGGACUGCCAUCGGCGCGACGCAAAGUUCGAAGGCGCCACGCAAAAUACCUCUCGUGCGGACAAAGCUGGCCGAUGGAGGUGCCGUUGUUGGAGUUCGCGUGCAGCCAGAACGCCUGCAAGAAGUGCGGUAUGUGUUGUCAGCACUUUGCGAGGAAAGGAGCAGCAAAGAGCCCAAGGGCAACUCUGAAAGCGUAGACGCUGGGAGCGCUGGUGUCGAUAUUUCAAGGCUUUCGGCACAGCUUGAGGCCUUCCUGCGCACGCAGCCAGGCCAAAGCGCAGCAUGGCAUGGAUGGGCAGGAGCCCACAAAGCGCUGUUGGCAGAUGGCUUGGUUCCUGAUGGCGCUCCAGGAAUGCUCCUUGCCCAGGAGGCGGUGGAGGAUCUCGAGCGAAAUGGCAAGAUUGACAUGGAUUCCGAGACAGGUUUGGUGCACUUGCGUGAGAAACCGAAGGGCAACGGGUGGUACAUCCCGCCUCCCAAAAAGCCGAAGGCAGGCAGAGGCCGAGGGCGGCGAGGAGGGCGUGGGCGAUGA